This is a messenger RNA of Haemonchus placei, 213 nucleotides long. The record is from the annotation of a GenBank genome assembly. Lineage: Eukaryota; Metazoa; Nematoda; Chromadorea; Rhabditida; Trichostrongylidae.
GCUCUUCAUGUCAUUGAAUGCGAUCACAUCGUUACUCCACUAGUGGAGGAGCUCGAGGCUUGGAAAUUGAACAAGGCUCAUCGAUCGGAGGAGGCGAGGAAACGAAAAGCGGAUAAGAAGGCUGCAGCCAGAACAUCAGUCGAAGACGACUCAUUCACAAUAGCACCAUCAGAGGAGAUGCGUUUAAAAACUUCUGGAAGUGUAAAUGACUGA